Messenger RNA from Armigeres subalbatus, 3419 nucleotides. RefSeq names its product dual specificity protein phosphatase Mpk3 (gene Mkp3). Bases 480 to 1850 code for a protein of 456 amino acids. Lineage: Eukaryota; Metazoa; Arthropoda; Insecta; Diptera; Culicidae. The record is from RefSeq and is a predicted model, not a curated record. Gene Ontology annotation, cellular component: cytosol; cytoplasm. The transcript has 5 exons. Gene Ontology annotation, molecular function: protein tyrosine/threonine phosphatase activity; MAP kinase tyrosine phosphatase activity; MAP kinase tyrosine/serine/threonine phosphatase activity. Gene Ontology annotation, biological process: protein dephosphorylation; negative regulation of MAPK cascade.
AGAGGCCUUGCGUUACUUGGUGGAGUCGCUUCGAACGCUACGGUUGUGUGCUGGUCCCGUUCUGAUGUCGCUCCUCGGUCGUCGUUUUCUGUACCGUUCGCAGUAGUCAGUGUUUCGUGCCUCCGCUGUAUACACGAUUGCUCCGCUGGUAAUCUGCCCAAUAUCGCACAAUCGUCGUGCACAGUAACAGAUAGUGUUUCGAUAGGAAAGUCGGUGUGAUUUGUUUUAGAAAACAAUAACAAAUUAAUUUGUGCAAAGUGCAUCGUCUAGGUGUGUCUAAAUAAUACAAAAAGUAAUCGAAGACGCCGCGAUUUAAGUGACCGUAAUAAGUGAUUUUAUAGUUGACAUGAAGUGAAUCCGUUUGUGACCGUGAAAGCAUCUGAUUUACAGCAUUGCAGUAGGCGGUGUGGUGCGUUGAUUACCAUAGUGAUUGUUGUUUUUUUGGGUGUUGCUCGUGCAAGAAGGCUUAACGAUCCAAGAUGCCUGAUCACGAUAUCGAGAUAAUAACAAGCGAGCAGUUGCACAGCGAACUGCGGAAAUCGCACAAAAAUUUUAUCAUUCUCGACUGUCGCAGUUCAAAUGAGUUUACCGAGAGCCAUAUCCGUACGGCGGUAAACUUUAGCAUUCCGAGCAUCAUGCUUCGACGGUUUGCCGCUGGCAAAAUAGACAUCACCUCAACGAUCAAGUGCCGCGAUUUGAAAGAAAGGAUACUGUCCUGCUACAAGGAGAGUACCUUCGUGUUGUACAACAAUAGCAACGAUGUGGUGAUCAACGAUCCUGGCUACAAUAAUCAAACGACGAAUGACACUACAAUCAACGUGUUGCACAGAAAACUUAAGCAAGAUGGCUGCCGUGUGGUGUGUCUUGAAGGUGGCUAUGCGAACUUUCGGCAAUCGUUUCCGGAGUGGUGCGAGGAUGAAGUCAUCAACGCUAACCUGCAGUCGGGAUGUGCCGCUACCGAGCAACUGAUGGGAUUGAGAUCGCUCCGCAUAUCGAUUCCGUUCUCGGACUCAGCCUGCAGCAGCAGCACCGAGUCGUCCGACUGCGAAAGUACAACGAACUAUCUCGCCGAGCCGGUCAACGUCGAGCCGGUCGAGAUCAUGACCGGGCUAUUUCUUGGCAAUGCUUCCCACAGCGAAGAUCUUAAAUCGUUGAAAAAGUACAAUAUUAAGUAUAUUUUGAAUGUUACACCAGACUUGCCAAACGUAUUCGAACGUGAUGGGCAUAUAAAAUAUCUCCAGAUACCAAUCACUGAUCAUUGGUCACAGGACCUGGCUGGGCACUUCCCCAAUGCAAUAAAAUUUAUAGACGAGGCCCGUUCAAAGGGUGUUGGAGUUCUUGUUCACUGCCUAGCGGGAGUCUCCCGGUCGGUGACGGUUACUUUAGCCUACAUCAUGUUUGCCCGCGCACUCAGCCUGAAUGACGCAUUCUCGUUGGUACGGGCCCGCAAGCCGGAUGUUUCUCCCAACUUCCAUUUCAUGGAGCAGCUGCACACCUUUGAGCGCCAGCUGAACCUUGACGCCAGCCAUCGAGCCAAACUGCUUCCAGGUGUUUCCUCAUCAGCCUCGGCGCCUUCCUCUUCGUCCAUCGGUGGUGCUUUCCCUUCUUCCAGCGGAUUGAGCCUGCAACGCAACUUAUCCAGCGAACAACCACCAGGAUCACAGGAAAGAAGCGGCUCCGGCUCAGGACCACGAACCCACAUGGGGAAGUACAGCUGCACCUGCUUCGAAGUUGAGUGCAAAUGCACCCAGGCAGCUAUUGAACUGCUUGGACCCUUCAGUAGCGGCAUCUCCCCGGACUCCGGCAUUGAGUUCGACCGGUGGACGCCCAGCAGUAAUACGCCUAAAUGAGGUUCAGCCGUAGGGAAAACAUUCACUCUUCCAGACCCAAUCCAGAUACUGCCAACCGAAUCAUCGUCUUCGCAGCCUUCUUCGACGGGAUCGCAACUGUCUCCAACUUCCGAGCAGUAAAUCGCAGCAACCGAGAUCUGAGAGAGAUAAUGUUUUUUCUACAAAGCCAUAUUGAGAAAAAAAUCAGGUUUGACCUUAUACCUACCUACAAUUUUUGCAACAAAACAAAGAUUUUAAUGUAAUCAAUUGAUGUUCGAUCCCUCAAAGGAAUCCAUAAAAAAACACUAAAUUCCAUUGUAUUUGAAUGUGCACAAGGAUGGAAUAAAUAACAUUCCUUCCCUAAGUCACCAUUUGGAUCCACUUUAGAAAUCGAUCCGCGUAGCAACUCAUGACGAAGCGUUCAAAUAUGAUCGACCAGCUGAAAGCUGCGGCACUCAAUCGCCAGUAAUUGUUUUUGGGAGCGCUCGUUUUGGUCUACACGUGGAUUAUUUGUUGUUUUCAUUGAUGAAUCAAUGAGAGAGAGACUUACAGUCGCAGUUUUUUGGAUCGUAAUUUUUCUUGACGUAUUAAAGUCAGGGCAACCUAAAUAAAGUUUAAUCGUGAUUGAACAAAAUUUGUAAUAAGAUGCAACCUUUUUUUCUAAAACCACAAAUACAAGUUACAUACAAAUGUUUUAACAAUAAAACACUACAACAUACCUACAUUUAAAAAGCGAGUAAAACUAGAAAAAGCGGAAGUUUAUCGCUGUAUUUGUAUGAUAAGUAAACUCAAACUACUAAGUACGUGAAUUAUAUCGCUUUUCAACUGUAACUAGCAAAAUUCAUAAGAAUUAAUUGCCACAUAUUUGCGGAAAUGUACAAUUUACUAAAAUAAUUAGACUUUUAGGUUGAAAUAAUUAAAACUUAUUGAAUAAAAAUCUUAUUGUAAAGAUUAUUUUAGGUUUAGAAUAGGUUAGCUAUGAUGGAAAACUGAAAAUUAAUAUUAUCUAUAUAUUAACAUAAAAGAAAUAAAUUUAGUAGGUACUCAUGCGAAAUAUUUUAUUUAUGUUGAUCUUUUUUAUUCUUGAUUUAAUAAGUUAAUGAGUUUUAUUUUUGCUGCUAUCCUUAGAGAACAAGUGCAGCUAUCGCCAAAUUAUGAAAAGGAAAAACUACAAACAAAUCCAGUUGAUUAGAUGUUUAUUGACUAACUUGUAUAAUUAACUCAAACAACAAAAAACACUGUAACUGUUGGUUUUACACAAGUUGAUGGGAGAACAAAAGUCUAAUGAAUUCAAUUAAAGUCAUGUUAAAACCAAACAAAGCUAAGUAGAACCGAUCUACGCUUCACAAAACUACAGAAACAAAUCGCAUAAAAUAUUUGAAAUCACACAACAAAAUACUUUUACUCAAAGUCUAAAUGAAAUUGUUCCCGCGUACCAUAUGGAAUGGGUAAAACUCACACAAAUUCAUCCGAGCAGGCCGAAGUUGUUUUUUUUUAUUUCUAAUAAAACUUUACAUGAUGCUAUAUGAACAACUAUGAAAGAGGAAACAUUAUAGAAAUAUAUUCACGAUAUUUAUGUCAAUAGUAAAA